Coffea arabica (coffee) is the source of this 1754-nucleotide messenger RNA. RefSeq names its product protein DETOXIFICATION 12-like. Gene Ontology annotation, cellular component: membrane. Gene Ontology annotation, molecular function: antiporter activity; xenobiotic transmembrane transporter activity. The record is from RefSeq and is a predicted model, not a curated record. NCBI's taxonomy places the organism in Eukaryota, Viridiplantae, Streptophyta, Magnoliopsida, Gentianales, Rubiaceae. Gene Ontology annotation, biological process: xenobiotic detoxification by transmembrane export across the plasma membrane.
AGCUCUUCAGCUACGCAUAUACAAAGAGAAUGGAAGAAGGGUUGUUAGUAAAAGAGAGAGAAGUGAAGGCAGAAAGGCUAAUAUGGGGACUUAUAGGCCAAGAAAUGAAGAGACUUUGCUGCAUAGCGGGACCUAUGGUGGGUGUGACUCUAUGCCAGUUCUUGGUCGAAGUUAUAUCUUUGAUGAUGGUUGGGCACUUGGGUGAACUUUCACUUUCAAGCUCCACCAUAGCCAUUUCUCUUUGUGCUGUUACUGGCUUCAGUCUUCUUUCAGGGAUGGCAAGUGCUCUCGAAACUCUAUGUGGGCAAGCUUAUGGAGCCCAGCAAUAUCUAAAGCUUGGAACCCAUACGUAUACUGCUAUCUUUUGUCUCCUCAUUGUUUGUAUCCCUCUCUCUAUCAUCUGGAUGUACCUGGGAAAAAUUCUCGCUUUGACUGGACAAGAUCCUCUGAUUUCACAUGAAGCUGGAAUAUUUGCCACCUGGCUUAUUCCAGCACUCUUUGGCUAUGCAACUCUUCAACCACUUGUUCGGUACUUUCAAAUGCAAAGUCUGAUUUUUCCCAUGCUCGUAAGUUCCUGCAUCUCAAUUUCUUUCCACAUACUCAUAUGUUGGGUGCUUGUACACAAUUCUGGAUUAGAGAAUCAUGGAGCUGCAUUAGCUAUUGGUAUUUCAAUGUGGUUGAACGUAAUUAUUCUCGGUUUGUACAUGAGCUGCUCUUCUUCCUGUGAAAAAACCCGUGCUCCAAUUUCAAGGGAGGUGUUAUACGGAGUGAAAGAAUUUUUCCGCUUUGCUAUUCCUUCAGCUGUCAUGAUAUGCCUUGAAUGGUGGUCAUAUGAAAUUUUGAUUUUGUUAUCAGGCCUUCUGCCAAACCCACAGCUUGAAACAUCUGUCCUAUCUGUCUGCCUAAACACUAUUGUUACACUAUAUGCAAUACCGUAUGGACUUGCUGCUGCAGUAAGCACCAGAGUUUCAAAUGAGUUAGGAGCAGGAAACCCAGAAGGUGCUCGAGUUUCUGUAGUUGGUGUGAUGGUUCUUGCUGUCACAGAGGUGAUAAUAGUAGAUGGAGCCCUCUUUGCUAGCCGGCAUGUUUUUGGCUAUGUUUUUAGCAGUGACAAAGAUGUUGUGGAUUACGUCACAACCAUGGCUCCCCUAGUUUGUCUAUCUGUUUUAAUGGAUAGUCUACAAGGAACCCUUUCGGGUGUUGCAAGAGGAUGUGGCUGGCAGCAUAUUGGAGCCUAUGUCAAUCUUGCGUCAUUUUAUCUUGUUGGAAUUCCUAUUGCUCUUGCAUUAGGUUUCAUGGUAAAGAUAAGAGGGAAAGGUCUUUGGAUCGGUAUCCUAUCCGGUGCUACUGUACAAAGUUUACUGCUCUUUAUUGUAACAAUAUGCACAAAUUGGGAAAAACAGGCAAUAAAGGCACGAGAGAGGCUGUUCCAAGAAAAUGUUUCAGCUGAAGAAGGACUAAUGUGAUACGAAGAACCUACUGCAAGUUGCUGUAAUCCUGUUAUGCCUUUGAUGGUUGUAUGAAGCUGGAGCUGAGGACUGUUAUUGCCUAGAAAUUGCUAAGGAUUGUUAUUGCCUAGGAAUAUAUAGCUAAGGACUGUUAUCCCCUGGGAAUAGCUGUUCUGUUGCUGCUCCUUUUGGGAGGUUUAGAGACAGGUUAGUGACUGAGAAGUUCCUGUCUGUUUGUAAAAUUUACUUCCGGAGUGAAAUCCCUUCUCUACCACAGGAAAAUUUACUUGGAAACAGUUUAAGUGU